Anopheles arabiensis is the source of this 1029-nucleotide messenger RNA. RefSeq lists its product as uncharacterized. Lineage: Eukaryota; Metazoa; Arthropoda; Insecta; Diptera; Culicidae. Gene Ontology annotation, molecular function: chitin binding; chitinase activity. Bases 1 to 1029 code for a protein of 342 amino acids. Gene Ontology annotation, biological process: chitin catabolic process; carbohydrate metabolic process. Gene Ontology annotation, cellular component: extracellular region. The record is from RefSeq and is a predicted model, not a curated record. The transcript has 3 exons.
AUGAAUAUUUUCAUCUGGGUAACACUUACUCUAUCAGUCUAUGUGAGAUGUUCCACAGCACAAGGAAAGAAGUUGUUCUGUAGCUUCUCCCCAUCUAAAACCGAUUUGAUUGGUUAUCAACCAGAGAACAUACCGUUGGAAGUGUGUCCAGAUGUGAUCUUCAAAGCGUUCAGCUUCCCAAGCAUCGUAGGACGGCAAAUACUGUUCAGUGACAAUGAAAAGAUAGGCUUCAGCCGUGUGGUUUCCAGUGUACGAAAGCGUUCGAAUACAGCACGUAUUGUGGCGUCCAUCGAUGGAACUGCUCGUGAUUUUGCCACUACAUCUAUCGCGAUCGUACGUAGAAAAGCGUUUGUACAAGCCGCGGUCGAGUUGCUGCUUGAGCUAGAUGCAGAUGCAAUCGAACUCAACUGGAAAGCAUCAAGCAACAGUGCCAAUGAUCGAUCUACAAUGGUGCAGCUGCUGCAAGAUCUUCGUCAAGCAGUGAAUGCAGCGAGCAAAAGCAGAAAUCGUACCCGUGAGCUAUGGUUCCGAGGAUCGCUGCAUCCGAGCCUCCUCGCCGAUGCUUACAAUAUAUUCGAUGUGUGUGAGCUAGUCGAUCACGUCACACUGGAUCCCAGCACUGCCGAAUCAUUGGAAAACUCUCAUGCACCAUUGUAUGGAACACCACAAGAACUAGGAAUGUAUAUUCCAAACAUUGGAAAUAUAUACUAUCCAAAGACUGGCUUUCUAUGCAAAUAUAUAAGAGAAGCAGGUUGGAGCUAUGCCUGGGAUGGCUAUGGUGGCAUGCCAUACGUGACACGAGCGCUGCAGAACGGGCAAGUAGAACGGAUUAGCUAUGAAGAUUUGGACUCGUUGCGUCUCAAGAUGGAUAUGGUGGAGCAGAAGCGGUUCGGCGGCAUUUACAUCGAUUAUGUGCACUCGGACGACAUCUACGGAAGCUGUGGACAGGCAUAUACACUAACAACUUAUCUAUCGAGACGAGUGCGUACAAUACCGUCUGACAUUGGGUUUGCUAUCGAGUGGAAUUAG